Messenger RNA from Acanthosepion pharaonis, 4158 nucleotides. The record is from the annotation of a GenBank genome assembly. Lineage: Eukaryota; Metazoa; Mollusca; Cephalopoda; Sepiida; Sepiidae.
AUGGAGCGCUUUCAAAUCAGUGGAAACCAAAUUUCUGGUUUACUAAAGACAAUAUCUAUCUAUUUUAAUCUCGUUAUUCUAUCGAUCUGUCUGUCUAUUUGUGUGUCUAUCUAUUUUAAUCUGUCCAUAUCUAUCUAUCUAUCUAUCUAUCUAUCUAUCUAUCUGUCUCAAGUGCAAUGUCUUCUCCUUCUUCUUCUUCUUCUUCUUCUUCUUCUUAUUAUUAUUAUUAUUAUUAUUAUUAUUAUUCCUUCCCCCUUUCUUCUUCUUCCGCCUCCUUCUUCUUCUUCCUUCUCCUCUUCUUCCUUCUUUUUCUUCCUCCUCCUCCUCUUCCUUCUUCCUUCUUUUUCUUCCUCCUUCUUUUUCCUCCUUCUCAUCCUUCUUCUUCUUCUUCUUCUUCUUCUUCUUAUUAUUAUUAUUAUUAUUAUUAUUAUUAUUAUUCCUCCUCUUUCUUCUUCUUCCACCUCAUUCUUCUUCCUUCUCUUCUUCUUCUUCUUCCUCCUUCUUUUUCUUCCUCCUCCUCCUUCUUCUUUUACUUCUUUUUCUUUUUCUUCUUCUUUUUCUUCUUCUUGUUCUCAUUCUUCUUCUUCUUAUUAUUAUUAUUAUUCCUCCUCCUCUUUCUUCUUUUUCUUCCUUCUCCUCUUCCUCAUUCUUUUCUUCCUCCUCCUCCUCCUUCUUCUUCCUCCUCCUCCUUCUUCUUCUUUCUCUUCUUCCUCCUCAUUCUUUUUCUUCCUUCUCCUCCUCCUUCUUCUUCUUCUUUCUCUUCUUCUUUUUCUUCUUCUUCUUAUUAUUAUUCCUCCUCCUCUUUCUUCUUUUUCUUCUUCCUCCUCCUCCUACUCCUCCUUCUUCUUCUUCCUCCUCCUCCUUUUUUCUUCCUCCUCCUCCUCCUUCUUCUUCCUCCUCCUUCUUCUUCUUCUUCUUCUUUUAUCUUCUUCUUCUAGCCAUUAUCUAUCUAUUUUAGUUUGGUCAUUCUAUCGAUCUGCCUGUCUAUCUGUUUAUCUAUCUAUUUUAGUCUGUCCAUAUCUAUCUAUCUAUCUAUCUAUCUAUCUACCUAUUUUAGUUUGGCCAUUCUAUCGAUCUGUCUGUCUAUCUGUGCAUCUAUCUAUUUUAGUCUGUCCAUAUCUAUCUAUCUAUCUAUCUAUUUAUUUUAGUUUGGUCAUUCUAUCGAUCUGCCUGUCUAUCUGUUUAUCUAUCUAUUUUAGUCUGUCCAUAUCUAUCUAUCUAUCUAUCUAUCUAUCUAUCUAUCUAUCUAUUUUAGUCUGUUUCUAUCUAUCUAUCUAUCUAUCUAUCUAUCUAUCUAUCUUUUCAGUCUGUUUUUCUGUCUUUUGUUUCUCUGUUUUAGUUUAUCUAUCUCCUUCUAUCUAUCUAUCUGUCUGUCUGUCUAUUUCUCUGUUCUUAUCCAUAUCUGUUUUACCUAUCCCUUUAUGUUCUUUAAUCCAUCAUCUAUUAAUUCUAUCUAUCUAUAUAUCUAUCUAUCUAUCUAUCUAUCUAUCUUUUCAUCCUAUUAUCAUAUCUAUCUUUUCAUCAUAUCUAUCUCUAUCUAUUUUAUCUAUUUAUAUCUAUCUACCAAUCUAUCUAUCUAUCUGUCUGUCUAUCUAUUUCAAUCUGUUCUUAUCCAUCUAUCUAUCCAUCUACCUAUCCCUUUAUGUUCUUAAUCUAUCAUCUAUUAAUCUCAUUAGAUUAAUUAUCUAUAUAUCUAUUUAUGUAUCUAUCUAUUUCAGUCUGUUCAUAUCUAUCUAUCUAUCUAUCUAUCUAUCUAUCUAUCUAUCUAUCUAUCUAUCUAUCUUUUCAGCCUGUUCAUAUCUAUCUAUCUAUCUAUUUUAUCUAUUUAUAUCUAUCUACCAAUCUAUCUAUCUAUCUGUCUGUCUAUCUAUUUCAAUCUGUUCUUAUCCAUCUAUCUAUCCAUCUACCUAUCCCUUUAUUCUGUUCACAUCUAUCUAUCUAUCUAUCUAUCUAUCUAUCUAUCUAUCUUUUUUCAUGUUCAUAUCUAUCUAUCUAUCUAUUUUAGUUUGUUCAUGUCUAUAUGCCUGUCCCUCUGUUUUAGUCUAUUUAUAUCUAUCUACCAAUCUAUCUAUUAUCUGUCUGUCUAUCUAUUUCAAAUUAUUAAUUAUCUAUCUAUCUAUUUAUGUAUCUAUCUAUUUCAGUCUGUUCAUAUCUAUCUAUCUAUCUAUCUAUCUAUCUAUCUAUCUAUCUAUCUUUUCAGCCUGUUCAUAUCUAUCUAUCUAUCUAUUUUAUCUAUUUAUAUCUAUCUACCAAUCUAUCUAUCUAUCUGUCUGUCUAUCUAUUUCCAAUCUGUUCUUAUCCAUCUAUCUAUCCAUCUACCUAUCCCUUUAUUCUGUUCAUCUAUCUAUCUAUCUAUCUAUCUAUCUAUCUAUCUAUCUUUUCAGCCUGUUCAUAUCUAUCUAUCUAUCUAUUUUACCUAUUUAUAUCUAUCUACCAAUCUAUCUAUCUAUCUGUCUGUCUAUCUAUUUCAAUCUAUUAAUUAUCUAUAUAUCUAUUUAUGUAUCUAUCUAUUUCAGUCUGUUCAUAUCUAUCUAUCUAUCUAUCUAUCUAUCUAUCUAUCUUUUCAGCCUGUUCAUAUCUAUCUAUCUAUCUAUUUUAUCUAUUUAUAUCUAUCUACCAAUCUAUCUAUCUAUCUGUCUGUCUAUCUAUUUCAAUCUGUUCUUAUCCAUCUAUCUAUCCAUCUACCUAUCCCUUUAUGUUCUUAAUCUAUCAUCUAUUAAUCUCAUUAGAUUAAUUAUCUAUAUAUCUAUUUAUGUAUCUAUCUAUUUCAGUCUGUUCAUAUCUAUCUAUCUAUCUAUCUAUCUAUCUAUCUAUCUAUCUAUCUAUCUAUCUAUCUAUCUUUUCAGCCUGUUCAUAUCUAUCUAUCUAUCUAUUUUAUCUCUAUAUGCCUGUCCCUCUGUUUUAGUCUAUUUAUAUCUAUCUACCAAAUCUAUCUAUCUAUCUGUCUGUCUAUCUAUUUCAAUCUGUUCUUAUCCAUCCUCUUCCAUCUACCUAUCCCUUUAUGUUCUUAAUCUAUCAUCUAUUAAUCUCAUUAGAUUAAUUAUCUAUAUAUCUAUUUAUGUAUCUAUCUAUUUCAGUCUGUUCAUAUCUAUCUAUCUAUCUAUAUCUAUCUAUCUAUCUUUCAGCCUGUUCAUAUCUAUCUAUCUAUCUAUUUUAGUUUGUUCAUGUCUAUAUGCCUGUCCCCUCUGUUUUGUUCUAUUUAUAUCUAUCUACCAAUCUAUCUAUCUAUCUGUCUGUCUAUCUAUUUCAAUCUGUUCUUAUCCAUCCCCUCUAUCCAUCUACCUAUCCCUUUAUGUUCUUAAUCUAUCAUCUAUUAAUCUCAUUAGAUUAAUUAUCUAUAUAUCUAUUUAUGUAUCUAUCUAUUUCAGUCUGUUCAUAUCUAUCUAUCUAUCUAUCUAUCUAUCUAUCUAUCUAUCUAUCUAUCUUUUCAGCCUGUUCAUAUCUAUCUAUCUAUCUAUUUUAGUUUGUUCAUGUCUAUAUGCCUGUUUCUCUGUUUUAUCUAUUUAUAUCUAUCUACAAUCUAUCUAUCUAUCUAUUAAUUAUCUAUAUAUCUAUUUAUGUAUCUAUCUAUUUCAGUCUGUUCAUAUCUAUCUAUCUAUCUAUCUAUCUAUCUAUCUAUCUAUCUUUUCAGCCUGUUCAUAUCUAUCUAUCUAUCUAUUUUAUCUAUUUAUAUCUAUCUACCAAUCUAUCUAUCUAUCUGUCUGUCUAUCUAUUUCAAUCUUCUGUUCAUAUUAUUCAUCUAUCUAUCUAUCUAUCUAUCUAUCUAUCUAUUUUAGUCUGUUUCUAUCUAUCUAUCUAUCUAUCUAUCUAUCUAUCUGUCUUCUGUCCAUAUCUAUCUAUCUAUCUAUCUAUCUAUCUAUCUAUCUAUCUUUUCAGCCUGUUCAUAUCUAUCUAUCUAUCUAUUUUAUCUAUUUAUAUCUAUCUACCAAUCUAUCUAUCUAUCUGUCUGUCUAUCUAUUUCAGUCUGUUCAUAUCUAUCUAUCUAUCUAUCUAUCUAUCUAUCUAUCUAUCUAUCUAUCUAUGUAUCUGCCUAACGAUUUUCUCAUACGCGCACAGAUCACGUACCAUCUGACCCACGGGUAUUCAUCUCGAGGGUUAACACUGACAAAGUCGGAAGCGAGGAAACCCAACCCUGUCGGAGUCAUAUCAUUCAUUUGA